AUGUUUAAUGCCCGUUCUUUUUCGUUUAGUCACUUCUAGCAUAGGGCCUGGAGUGAAGAACGAAAAGAAGAACAUAAGCCGGAAACAGCUGCCAAGUAACGCUUAUUUAUGGGGUUCCGCGAGGGCAGAGAAGUUGGAGGGCCCAGAAGGACAGCACUGCGAAGAGGACGCGGACGGAAGCUGCCACGCUGAAGGACCCCCAGCGGCCACCCCGCAGCUCCGCAUCAGCAGCACCUUCUCCCUGGCCGGCCCGGCCGGCGAUGCGGGGCAGGCGGAGCAGGCUUGGCGGCAGACGCGCAGCAGGAAGGCGAGGCUGGACUCCAAGCUCGGGGAGUCCGGGAACAAGUCUCGGGACAAGGCGGCCCCGCGGAAGCACCGAGCAGGCAACUCCAAGGCGGGGCGACACGUGUGCCAAGUGUGCGGCAAGGACUGGCCUUCAGCUUAUAAGCUGGAGGUUCAUGCGCGGAAGCACACUGGAGAGAAACCGUACGAGUGUGAUGUGUGCGGGAAGAAGUUCACGUUGAAGGUUAAUCUUGACGUGCACAUGAGGGUCCACACUGGAGAGAAACCGUUCGAGUGUGAUGUGUGCGAGAGGAAGUUUUUGACGAAACAAAGUCUUGAGUGGCACAUGAGGAUCCACAACGGGGAGAAGCCGUACAAAUGCAAAGUGUGCAAGAAGAAGUUUACUGUCAAGGGAACUCUAGUUGCGAACAUGAGGGUUCACACUGGUGAGAAGCCGUACAAGUGUGAUGCGUGUGAGAAGAACUUUUCUAUGAAAGAGAAUCUUAAGCGGCACACGAGGAUCCACAAUGGGGAGAAGCCCUACGAGUGCGACGUGUGCAAGAAGAAGUUCUCUGAUAAGGGUAAUUUUCAAAGGCACUUGAGAGUUCACACUGGAUAGAAGCCUUCCGAGUGCAACGUGUGCAAGAAGAAGUUCGCUGUGAAGGUUAAUCUUGAUGCGCACGUGAGGGUUCACACUGGAGAGAAGCCGUACGAAUGUGACGUGUGUGGGAAGAAGUUCACUCAGAAAGGUCAUCGUGAUUUUCACAGGAGGCUUCACACUGGCGAGAAGCCUUAGUUGUGUACGGAGAAGUGUCAAUUAGGUUUCGUUGUUCAAUGCACACGCGCUCAUUCAUGUGUGAUGCAAGGAUUUGAUUCGUUCGGCUUUCUGUCUUCGUGUAGGAGGGCCGACGCAAUGUGCCUGCGCUCUUUUUGGAUAGUUAUGGACAGGUUUUUUCGCGCCUCUUAAAUUUGUUUCUUUUCCAUUUAUCUGCUAUAUAUCUUGCCUAGUUAUUGCCCUUUUUUGUCUUAAACGGUUGUAACGUUUGCGGAAGGUUCUUUCUGUGGCAGUGCAUUGUAUUUUUUGUAUUCUUUCAUUUGUCAUGUUGCUUGUGGCCA
This is a messenger RNA of Thrips palmi, 1398 nucleotides long. RefSeq names its product zinc finger protein 32-like. Gene Ontology annotation, biological process: regulation of transcription by RNA polymerase II. NCBI's taxonomy places the organism in Eukaryota, Metazoa, Arthropoda, Insecta, Thysanoptera, Thripidae. Gene Ontology annotation, molecular function: DNA-binding transcription factor activity, RNA polymerase II-specific; RNA polymerase II cis-regulatory region sequence-specific DNA binding. The record is from RefSeq and is a predicted model, not a curated record. The transcript has 4 exons.